AUGUCACGAUCAUUCACGGGGUGCAAGAGGUGUAAGGCACGGCGUCAAAAAUGUGACGAACAGCGACCAGCGUGUGGCCGAUGCAAUGCGGCCGGGGCACAGUGCCGGUAUGCGAUGCAGCUUCAGUGGGGAGGACGGGCCUUCUCGCGAUCGAGAUUUGGGGCAUGUGUGGGAAAUGGAGGCAUGCAGAAACUCGAGUACUCCCCUGGGGAGUUUAUCUAUACCACCAAUUCCGCCAAUGCGCUCCCAAGCCUGACCUUCACGCAACCCGUCGAUCCGUUUUCUUCGCUCUCCUCUGACCACAAGUCCUUGAUCCAUCACUUUAUCAAUGACGCCUCUCAGAUCACCGCCUGCCACUCGGGCAUGCAACGGGAUAUUUGCAAGAUGCUCAUUCCCAUGGCUCUCCAGACUCCCUCGUUACUGUAUGCGACCACCGCUCUCUCCGCGAUCCACCUACAAGCAUUGCACAAUCAGUCAGAAUCCGUCAAGUCGGCACCGGAUAUAGCACGAUUUAUGGCACUAAGUCUAGAGCAUUUUCGGAAGGAACUUCAGAAUCCCGCCAACAGAGGUUCGGAUGCGCUUUUGGCCACGGCACGGACACUCUGCCUAGCGGAGAUUCAUUCGGGGGCUAUACAUCCAAAUUCAUGGCGAGCUCAUAUCGAGGGAGCAAAGGCGUUGAUGGGAGCGUCAGAGGAUAACGGGGUGGAGUCGCCUCGAUCAACGGAUGGAUUCCGCAGGUAUCUGAAUCGGUGGUAUCGGUCCAUUGUCUCGCUGACAGCAUUGACGGGCAACGGGCCACCGAUAGGAGAAGUUGUGGACAACUCAAGUUUGAGCGUCAUCAUUCAACAGGAUUCGCCUGAUUAUCUUGACGAUUACUGGGGAUUCACAGUCGACCUUGCGGCCAUCUUCCGCGGGAUUGGUGCGGCAGCCUGGAGAAGUCAUCUGGAAAGCCAGGGCCAAUUCUUUGUCCAGGAGGGUGACAGCAGCAUUUUGGAUGAAGCUGCAUCUCUGGAGUCAUUGUUACGAAGCCUGAUGGCUCGUGAUGGUUCGCAACCUGCCUUCUACCCAGGGGUUGUGGAAGGGUUGACAGCAAAAUCUAUCCAUGAAUUCAUGCUCUGCAACGAGGCGUUUCAGCACAGUGCCCUCAUCCAGAUUCAUCGCCGAUUACGAAAAACCCCGACAUCCUCUGCGGCCGUGCAGCAAUCGGUCAAAAGAAUUCUAGAAUGUACGACUGAGAUCGGACCAUCCGCAGGCCUUAGUCCAUGGGUGAUGCUCACGACACCGUUAUUCAUUGCCGGGUGUGAGGCAUAUGGCGAGGACCGGGAGACGGUGAGGCAAUUGCUUGCCUCGUUGCACGAUACCAUCCGGGUGCCAAAUGUUCUUCAAUCUCUCAAGUUCCUCGAACAAUACUGGGCGAACCAAAUCAGCGAGGAGGAGGAUUGGAGUCAUUUUCUAGAUACUUCCUCGUUCGUGCAUGAGGACCACCACCACUACGACCACCGCGACAAUUCAGUCGACUACGGAUCUCAGUUUUCGAAUGGAACCCCGAUCCACAGUCGUCUCGUCAGCGAACCUUUUAUCCCGGUACUUAAUUCCCCUCCGGUAAGCCUUAAGCGGGCUACCAUGGCGUUACAUCCAGCCAACAACCAUCACAACAACCGCCCACCACCUCUGCGGAUUGACUCCAAUGGUCGUCAGAUGUCCGCAAGUUCUGCAGACUCUAAAAACCCCAAGACCCCCGGAAACAAGAUCAGUUCCUUCUUCGGCUGGAAAGGCGCUACCUCCCCUGGCGCAGAAUCCUCCAGUACCGAAAUCUCGGAUGGCGGCCGUUCGCCAUUACCAUCCCCCAUGCCUCCCUCAUUACCUAGUGCUUCCUUUUCUAUCACCCCAGCUACCACAAUCCCCAUCGAUAUGUCCACCAAGUACUCUUCCCCAAUCCGGAAUCCAUCUCUGAGCAGUGCUAGUGUCCUGGACCAAGGUAACUCUAAAAUCAACGAGCUUGAAAAUGAGUUGCGGGAAAUCAGCUCCGAGUUGGCGGGUUCCAUUCGGAGGGAAAUGGAGCUGGAGGAUCUCGUCGAAAGACUCCAGUCUGAAAUGCCAAUGGAAGCCAAUCGGCGCACCAGUGAUUACUUCUCGGAUUCAGGAACCAGUUCAAUCCGCUAUGCUUACGAAUCGGGUGGACGGGUUGAGGAUGUUGAGAAGUUUAAGAGAACGGCGGAGCAGGAGCGCGCGCAACUCAAGGUCGACCUUUCCAACAAAUGGCAAGAGGAACGAUCUCGCCGGACAGCAACCGAGUCGCAUGUCCAGAUCUUAGAAGGGCAAGUUCAACAGCUCCGCCGCGACAGAGCAGAGCACUCUGAUUUGUCUUCCAGAAACAAAGAACUCGAGAGUGCGCUGGAAGGUACUCGUAGGAAGCUGGCGGAGGAGAGGCAAAUCAAAGACAACUUUGAGGAUCUUCUCACUGCAAUGAGAGUGGAAUUGGAACAGCUCCGAAAUGAGCGGGAUCUCCUGCGUGAAGGUGUAAUGCCCCCAUCACAAGACGACCAGGGGGGUCUCGAUUCUUCCGAGACGGAGCGGCUACUGGGAGAAAUCGAAGCCCUGAAGAUUGAGAACGCCUCUCUGGCUCAACUACAGACUACGAGAUUCGCGUCAAUUGCGGAAGAAAAUGGCUCUUCGAGUCGACGAAGCUCGGGGCUGGGUCUGUCACGGUCAAACUCGCUGGCGCGGAUGCCCACCAAACCCAGUGGCUUGUCCCGGUCGAGCUCUCUGUCGAGGUCCAAUUCCGUGUCUGGCAAGGAUCGUGAGAACCGCGAAUCAUUGGCAGAUCGGGUGAAGGAUGUCGAAGCGCAGCGUGAUGCACUCCACCAGGCUUUGCGAAGCCUGCUGAAUCGUCAAGCUUACGAGGCUCGUCGGUUUGAAAAGCGCACCAGGCUCUUGGAGUUAGAAUUGGAGCGUGCGCAACAGGCAGGCUCCCCAACAAAACUGGGUUAUGAAAGAGAAGUUCACGUCCUCCGAGACGAGGUCAACUCUCUCCGAAUGCGCGCCGAAGACGCACUGGAACAGAAAUGGCAGUGUGAAAAGGGACUGGCAGGUCUCAAGAUGGACCUGGAUCGCGCUGAACAGGAGACCACCUCGCUGCGGGUGCUGUUGCAAGAACAUGAUAUCUCCCUCCCCGAAGACAUCGAUUCCGAGCGGGCUGGAUUUGCCGAAGUCUUGGCGACAUCUUCAUCGCUGGAAUCCGCAUAUCAGCAGCUCCAAGCUGAUAGGCAAAAUGCUGAGGCUAACGCCGCCCAAUCGCCGCAAGAUGAACUCAAUGCUACAGAGCUGGCGGCUGCGGGCAGUCGCACGGACCUGUUGGCCAACCAUGUGCGACAGCAGCUGGAUACCAACAACUCCCUGCGCAGCCGUUUGGCCGAUGCGAUCGGCAAAGGCGAGAAUGAUCAGCAGCUGUCCGCGGCCCGCAUCAACGUACUGCAGGACCGGCUCAAGCAGAUGGAGGAUAUCCUUGUGAUGGCCCAGCAGUAUUCCGAGGAAGAAAUGGCCAAGCAUGAGGAAGAGAUUAACCGUCUCAAGGAAAGUCACAAUGAUCAACUCAUGCGGAUGAAGAAUGGAUCCCGCAGCCCUGCGGCUCUGUCUCCCAUGCCUCCCACGUCGCCCUUCGGUGUACGAUCUCCGCGUCUCGACAAGACCACCAGCGGUGACGGAAUGCCGCUCACUGACGCCAUUCAGUCUGAGAGCCUCGAGAAGCGGGUGAAGGAGCUGGAGAAGCUCCUCCGCGAUGCUGAUCUGGAGAUGGGAGAAGUGGUUGGACGGAUGAACCGAGCUCAGAUUGAAGUGGCGGAAUUGCAAUCCGACAGAGAUGAAGCACUUCGACAGACCCGGAAACUCCAGGCUGAGAUCCUGGGCGAGCGCGAGGUACUCAAGGCCCUGAUGGGUUAA
Aspergillus wentii DTO 134E9 is the source of this 3939-nucleotide messenger RNA. RefSeq lists its product as uncharacterized. Gene Ontology annotation, cellular component: nucleus. The record is from RefSeq and is a predicted model, not a curated record. Gene Ontology annotation, biological process: positive regulation of transcription by RNA polymerase II. Gene Ontology annotation, molecular function: zinc ion binding; transcription cis-regulatory region binding; DNA-binding transcription factor activity, RNA polymerase II-specific. NCBI's taxonomy places the organism in Eukaryota, Fungi, Ascomycota, Eurotiomycetes, Eurotiales, Aspergillaceae. The transcript is spliced from 5 exons. Bases 1 to 3939 code for a protein of 1312 amino acids.